This is a messenger RNA of Oncorhynchus kisutch (coho salmon), 899 nucleotides long. It is a transcript of the gene sbspon, whose product is annotated as somatomedin B and thrombospondin type 1 domain containing. Bases 1 to 792 code for a protein of 263 amino acids. The transcript has 6 exons. Lineage: Eukaryota; Metazoa; Chordata; Actinopteri; Salmoniformes; Salmonidae. The record is from RefSeq and is a predicted model, not a curated record.
AUGGCGUCAGCCGUGGAUUAUGUGUUGGUGCUGGUAGCUGCCGUGCUGGGACCGUACCACGUUGGGGUGGAAGGAGGGUGUGCUGGGAAGUGCUGCCGGGGUUCAGACAUCACCUGUGCAACGGCAGACUGGCGGAUGGACCGUGUGUUCGGCACCUGCUACUGCGACGAGGGCUGCCUCAGGACCAAAGACUGUUGCUAUGACUACCCCAACGAGUGCCCAGCCCAGUCGUGUGUGGUGACUGACUGGAGUCACUGGAGUGGUUGUGCCCAGCCCUGCCAGCGGUCCAGGAGGGUCCGGCAGCGCCACAUUGAGCAGGAGCCCAGGAACAGUGCAGAUCCAUGUCCCAGUCUGGAGGAGCAGGCUGGCUGCAUGGACUACCAGUCGAACCAUGGAGAGAUCUGCACUCAGAACACAGGUCCAGCUUUCAUCACCACCAGGGAGUUUGGUAAAGGAAGAACAAAGCCUAACAUCUACGGAGCACCUCUGUACCCUGGGUUCUGUAUGGAGUAUAAGAUGGAGUCUCUGACUACCCACUGUACGGUGGAGAACAGACCACACACCCUCUGGAUGCAGUACCUACGUGAGGGCUACACGGUGUGUGUGGAGUGCCAACCCCCCGCCAUGCGUAACCAUAGCGGCAGCUGCCAGGGAGACGGACAAGAAUCCAACAGUGAGGAGCUGCUCCAUUGGCAGGCUGUGGGGAACUCUGGCUGUCGUGGAACGUGGAAGAAGGUCCAGAGAACAGCAUACUGCUACUGUCCUCACGUCCACAGCUUCCUUUUCAUAUAAACACACAGGAAGUCUUACUUGCGGUCCUACUUGCACCCUUAUUCCCUAUAUGGUGCACUACUUUAGACCAUAACCCUAUGGCACCCUAUUCCCUAUAUAGUGCACUA